AUGGGAUGUGUUAUCGAAAACCGUGGCAACAACUCCUACAAGCGUCAACAUAAGCGCAAAGCGAAGCUUCGUAAAGGUAUGUUGCUGGAGAUGAAUUACGUGUGUGAUGUGUCAGUCUACUUGCUAGGUCCAGCUUAUCACUUUCUGACAGCGCAGCAGGCAGUCGAAAAGGAAGAACAGCUUAGAUUGCAACUAGAGGCCAUUAGAAUGCUGUCAAACGAAUAA
Phytophthora nicotianae INRA-310 is the source of this 225-nucleotide messenger RNA. RefSeq lists its product as hypothetical. Lineage: Eukaryota; Oomycota; Peronosporomycetes; Peronosporales; Peronosporaceae. The transcript has a single exon. The coding region runs from base 1 to 225 and encodes 74 amino acids. The record is from RefSeq and is a predicted model, not a curated record.